CUUACCAUUAAUUAUAGCAUGCAGAAUUAACAUUAUUUUAGUCUCUUGUGUCUUCAUUUACACAGCGUGAUACGUACGCGCAUGUGUCCAUUGCAGUUUGCAAGCAUUUAUUUAUUUCAUUUAUCGAGUACUUCAGCGAAGGACUGAGCAUUUCUAAAAUUUCCAUUUCCAUUACCUGUCGUUGCCCGAGUGGUCUUUUCAUUUUCUUUAACACAAAAGACUUGCGUAUACCGCAAGCACAACCCGCACAGUGUGCCACGCAAAUUCAUUACUUCCAGACAGGGAAGUCGUUACCAGUUUAGGACUGGCCACCACCAGUGCACGUCAGGUCUUACCAUUUCACAGUGCCACUAAUUCUUGACACUGUCCAUCGACUGGCUGCUGAAGUACUCCCACCUUUUACUUUCUCUCCUCCACUAUUACACUCUGCCACGAACAGAGUACCAUUUCACUUCAGUAUAUUUAAGUAUACUGCAUGUAGUGUCCGGGACACACCAGCACGAUACCAGUGCUCCAAGGAACGCCUCCUCAUAAGUGCCAUUGCACCUGUACAGGCCGUACAGGUAGCCAUUAAACCUGCAUGUCCGUCCUUACGGAACGCCCAAUUCAUUAGUGUGUCCGUGUACAAGGGUCAGUGAUCCUUCGGAACACUCAACAAGGGAACGCCUCCCGAAGUGCCGCAAUACCAGCCCUAAGUGCAGUCAAACCUGCGUGUCCGUCCUUACGGAACGCCCAAUUCAUUAAUGUCCAUGUACGAGGAUCAGUGAUCCUUCGGACCAAUCAAGGGAACGCCUCCCGAAGUGCCGCAAUACCAGCACUACUAGUGCUGUCCAAAAGGAACGCCUCCUGAAGUGCCAUCGCACCUGUACAAACGUACAGGUAGCCCUAUACCUGCGUGUCCGUCCUACGGAACGCCCAUUCAUUAGAGUAUCCACCAUUUUGGAUCACUCAACCAAGGAACGCCUUCGAAAGUGCCGCACCUGUAUUGGACCUACAGGUAGCCCAUUCCAACGUCUCCCAAGUUGGGAACGCCCGUAAGUGUGACGUACGCCGCACACUUCAUUCGAUUUUUUCACCUCAUCAGAAGGUGCCAUUCACAAAGUGCCACCGAGCACCCAGUCUUUUCAGACUUUUCCUUACCAUUAUCGCAGAACCCAUUUCCAAGUGAGUGCCACUUUCCACAGUAGGCACUCCCAUUCCAUCCAUUACCCUUCCUGGCCAUUAUUAUCAUUUUCAUCUGAGCCUCUACUGCAGCCUAUGGGAAAUGUCUUCCCCUGCUUCCCGUGACUUCUUUGCCAGAGAGCUAGAGAAGCUCGGAGCCCUCAUAACUCUGGGCAAGGAGGCUGGUUACACUGGACCAGCACUUGACCAGUGGAUAAAGGCGCAGCAGGCUGCUGCGCGCCUGCAAGAAAAGGAAGCCAGAGAAGCAGAGAGAAAGGAAAGAGAAGAAGAGAGAAAGCAUGAGCUAGCUCUCCGAGAUGACGAAAUCUCUCUGCUAGUUUCUAAGCCCCAGACCAUGAGCUGGACUCCCGGUAAGAGGUGGUUGCGGAGGUUCUGCACCACUUGUUGUGUGCGUGGGCAUGCUGUGGAUUCCGACCAGUACCCAAGUCGGUCUCUACCUUGGGAGGAGAGCUUCCAGGGUGAACUUCUCCAAGGCUACCAUGUAGCCCUGCCUGAUGAACGGUCUCCUACGGCCUAUCAGUGGGUACAAGUCAUGGCCGACACCGAAGCCCAGGUCUCCCUUAUUUCCAGAAAGGCAUUGCCUAGGGGUGCCAAAAUCCAGACGAACGAAGAAAUUCAGUUUGAAUGGAUUGACGGUAACCUCUAUUCUGUUCCUUCGGUCCUUCUGAAUGUAGACAUGCCCUUUCUGGACCAGGAGACCAGGGAAACCACAUUGUGCCGCCUGGGCGUAGUUGACCAAUUUCAUGAUGUUUAUCAGGUGAUAUUGGGCCGAGAUCUACUUAAGCCGUAUCUCCCCUGGACGCAGCUCCCACUACCAGAUGCACCGGAUCCCUGCAGCAUGCCUCAUAAUCAAACCUCAAUUUUAGAUUCAGAGGCUAGUGCCUCCGAUGUCCCAGACAUCCCUUUUAUUUGUGAACCUGGCCCUGACCCAGUGUCAGAGCCAGACGUUUCUUCCGCAUCAUCUCAGCCUCUUACCAUUUUACCGCCUACCUCCUCCACUUUGGAAGAGGUAAGCCCACCAGUUAACCCCGGACUUGUUUCCGAGGGUGAUUCAACGGAGGAUUCCUUAACCUCCCUACCUCAAAUCACUGCCAGAGAGGACUUUUCACCUGUGCCAGAGCACACUGCCAGCCUUGGUGACUCCACAGAUUCGCAACCUGUGGGGCCAUCUCGGCCUUACCGUCCAGUGCCACGGAAGAGGUUCUGGAACACGUUCUGCCGAGACUGUGGCCGCAAGGGUCACAUGUCUGCCAACUACGGAGGGUGCGCGAACCACAAUAUUCCUGCCAUCGCAAUGGCCGUCACCAAUCCUUCUUCACUAGGACCCCCAGCUAAGGGCCCUAUAACAGUCGCACCCCUCCAAAGCCAUUAUCCGCCAAGCCACGUCAGAGCCUACGACGACUCUGGCGCUCAAAUCUCCCUAAUACGGGAAGAUCGAAUCCCCCGAGGGGCAAACGUCGAUAGAUGUCACUUAAUAACCAUUGAAGGUAUCAACCAUAUCAAGCUGAUCCUUCCGACCGUCCAAUUGAGGGUCACCAGACCUCACUUCUCCAGAGUUUGUACCCUUGCAGUUGCAAGCUACAUUCCAGGAGGUUACGACCUCCUCCUAGGGCAAGACAUGAAGUCUCCCUCGCAUUCCAAAAAGCCUAGGGGUCCUAACUCCACGUCAAAUCACUCCAAAGCAAGGAGUCAUCGAAAUUCUACUUCCUCCAGGAAGUACGUCCACCAACAGUCUCCCCCGUUACCAAGGAGGGAGAUUGACCAUUCACAGUUCCGUUGCAAAACCUGCAACGUAAUAGGGCACUCCACGAAUUGGUCUAGGUGCCCUAGCCGACUUCCAGCAGCGGACACUGUCCAUUUUCCACAAGGCUUAGCCUUCAACAAGAAACAGGAGCCUCUGUCUCCCAUUUCCAAGGGCACGCUGAGAGGUAUUGCACCUCCGGUACCCGCCACAGGUCCAGUCGACCUCAACUCUCUGCCAGUGCCACUUGGCAGCACUGAGCAGUGCCAAGCUCCGUCCAGCCUGGACGUAGAGCCACCACAGAACUUGACUUCUGCGCCUGGCCCCGAGCUCGCGCCGGCGCCUAACCUUAUCAAGGAUCCUCCUACAGGAGAUCCUCCAACAGGCAUGGAGCUUACCGCAGCCCAUGGCCAAUCCAAAGUCCAUGAGUCUUCUUCACCCUCACCACUGUCGCCCGAGGAUGAACCUCCGGCAGACCUAACCUUCAUACCUCCUCUGGAAAACCAGGAACUGCCCGACCAGGAGUCAGCCUGGAGUUUUCCCCUUACGACGGCUGUCGCAGCAGCCGGAGUGAGGGCCUCCCCUGCAGUAGGUUCCACCUCUACGACGGUUGCUGCAGAUACCGAAGUAGGGUGUUCUCCUGAAAUCCCUCAGGCUACCACUGCCUCUGCUCCUGCCGGCGUUUCUGGCCUUUCCCCAGAGUCGGUGCCUCCGUCUACUCCUAGGACUAGUAUAGCCAGGUCCUGGAGGAAUAAGAAGAAGAAGUAGAAGGGACGUAGCAAAUCAUUAACACACUAACCAAAGAGCCACAUGCUCUCCUUGACACCUGUGCCCGAGGUACAGUGUCGCAUUCAAUUGCAGAGUGAUCCUGGCACCUACCCAGAGAAGGUAGCCAGCCUGAUCUCUGCCAGUAGAACUAACCCUCUAACCCCUAGAAAUGGUGAUACUAACCCUCACUUAAAUAUAAUUACCUCAUUACAUUUCCAUCCUGGUAAUGCACUAACCACUCAUCAUCCUCACGCUUCAUUACCUCACCUCAUGUAUUUUAACAAUUCCGGCGACACAUUACUGCUGUGCGUACCACACUCUGGAAUGACUGCGUCUCCCUUUAACUGUAUUGAGUAGGUUAGGCUAAUGAUUUAGUACCAGGGCAUUAGGUUAGUAGCAAGUAGAAUUUUCAAGUAACCUUAUCUAGGGGUAGAGUAGACUGUCGUCACAGACAACCCGUAGUUAUUACUUAGGCUAGAUUACAUCACUACAUUAAGUUAGUACACUUAGCAUCUUUGCCUAUAAGUUAGGUAGGCCAUUGUAGUCAGCCGUAUCGCUGCUCUAAAAACUUCAGGUUAGAGUAGGAGAACUGGGUAGUCGAGGCGAUCAACUUAUUUAAGCCAAGACCUUCACGCCCGAAAGGGAGUGAAUGCCUUCUUAACAGGGGGAGCUGCUGCGUUUAUAGAACGCCUCGCCUUCCCAGCAGAGUUUUAGUGAUAUUAGUUAUAAAAGAAGCAGCCAUGCCUUCUCCUAAAGCAACUGAUGUUGGGAGAGGGAGCAUGUCGAAGGGAGGUAUUUCCGGUCUGACGGAAGCUUAGGGUAAGAGAGGCAAGUCACAAGAGUAGCUAGGCUUCGAGAUGGAUUUUAGGGACUUCUACAAUAAGACCUAUUUUCCUUCCCAAUUUGCUGGCGUUGUGUUUAUCACUUUUCAGGCAGUGCCCGAGGCGAUGUAUGGAAGCCCCAAGUCAUUAAGUGAGAACCAGUAUCUCUCUCAGUCCUCUGCAGUCUGUGAUCCAGGACAGAUGUCCAGCCGGCCAGCCUCCCAGACUUAAGCCUAUCGGCUCGGCGUACUGGCGGGCACGAACCCCAGACCUGAACGAAGUCAGGCCGCAUUCUUCCACAACGAUACACUGAAUAUUGCAUCCAGAUUCCAUGAGUCACGUGCCCAGUCUCUCUGCCCGCAAGUGUGCAUUACCCAAGUUUAUGAAACCAGCUUGAAUUAAUCCAUUUGGAGCCAGCUAUUAUCCAUUUGUGAGAGAUAUAUAAGUCCC
Molecule: messenger RNA, 4962 nt
Organism: Macrobrachium nipponense
Lineage: Eukaryota; Metazoa; Arthropoda; Malacostraca; Decapoda; Palaemonidae
Exons: 2
Coding region: 1265-3691 (808 amino acids)
Source: RefSeq, a predicted model, not a curated record